AUGGCCUAUCACAAAGUGAACGCAGACCAGAGAGCACAGGGGCACUCACCGUACCUUGACAACGAUGAGCUCCAAGCCACAGCGCUGGAACUGGAAUGGGACAUGGAAAAAGAGCUGGAGGAGCCUGGCUUUGACCAUUUCCGACUGGAUGGUGCGGUCCAGCAUCACCUGGGAAACUCACAGAGCCCUGACCUUGAUCUCGAGCCCAUCCAGCCAUCAUCUUCUCCAAAGGGAAGAUUCCAGCGGCUUCAGGAAGACCCUGACUACAUCUCACACUAUACGAGACAGGCACCAAAGAGCAACCGCUGCAGUUUUUUUCAGAUACUGAAAGUAUUUUGCACUGCUUUGAUUUUAUUUAUUUUUGGAAUUGUGAUAGGAUAUUAUGCACGCAAGAAAUGCCCUUCUCCCCCAACAUCUCAAGAACCAAAUAACCUUCGUAUCUACCAUGAAAUUCUCAAGGAAAUCAAAGCUGAAAAUAUUCACCAGAUUUACAGAGAUUUGUUACGGUUCCCUAGAGAAAAUGAUGUAGACACUGCAAUGAAAAUUCUGGUUCAGUGGAGUUCCCAAGGCCUCGAAGAUGUCCGGCUGGUAAAUUACUCUGUUUUGCUUGACCUACCGGGCUCUUCUUCAAACACAGUAACUCUGAAAAACAGCGGUGAAUGCUUUUAUCCUAGUGGACAACAGUGCAACAGAGAGACCAAAACCCUUCAUAGCCAAGACCUCCUGUACUCAUACGCAGCUUACUCUGCCAAAGGAACUCUUGAGGCAGAACUUGUUGAUAUACAGUAUGGGACCGUGGAAGACUUGCUCCGGAUUCAAGCCAUUACAAACGUGACCAAAAAAAUUGCACUUUUGAAGCUAGGACAAUCGCCAUUGCUUUAUAAGCUUUCUCUGUUAGAAGAUGCAGGGUUUGGCGGUGUUCUUCUUUACGUUGAUCCUUGUGACUUACCAAAGACUACAGAUCUUGCUGAUAAAGCUUUCAUGGUUUCCUUGAACAGCGGAGGAGAUCCAUCAACACCCGGUUAUGCCAGUAUUG
Molecule: messenger RNA, 1036 nt
Organism: Nipponia nippon (crested ibis)
Lineage: Eukaryota; Metazoa; Chordata; Aves; Pelecaniformes; Threskiornithidae
Source: RefSeq, a predicted model, not a curated record